UAGGCAUGCAGCUGGUGGCCUGUUUAGCAGUGCUGGUGUUCUGGGUGGAAGAGGUUGUAGAGAGUUGUCCUGAUGUCUGUAAAUGCACCAAGAAAACCAGCCCUGAAAGGUCAGAGGUCAACUGCCACAAGAAGGGGAUGAGGAUGUUUCCCUCCAAACUGCCCCCUGAUUCCUGGAUCCUAAAAAUGGGUGAGUCCACGUAUUGUUUGCAAUUGUGGGAAAACCACCGUCCCACUUUUUAAAGUAUGUGCCAGCUAUUUGGCUCGGAAUCGAUAGGCUCUUUUAUUGACCUUAACCACAAGAAAGAGGCUGUUAUUACCAUCUUCCACUGUGAUUGAUUUCUCAUGCUAUUUCUGUGGUCCAUGUCCCAGGUGAGAACGGAAUAGUAGACCUCCCAGCAAACAUCCUGAAACCCAUCCCCAAGAUCGAAAGCAUCAACUUGGAACGCAACGCCAUCAAAUCAAUACACCCCCAGGCCUUCUCUGGAGCCCAGAGGCUGAUGCUGCUCAAUCUGUAUGGGAACCAGAUCAACAAACUCCCCGUGAAAGGCUUCCAGGACCUCAUCAACCUCCGCUUCCUCAUGCUAGGCCAGAACCAGAUCUCCAGUGUCAAACCAGACAUGUUCACAGGCAUGAGGAACCUUUCAGACCUGGACCUACCCCUCAACUCUCUGACUGCCCUUCCUUCCAACGCCUUCAAGCCCCUGAUCGCCCUAAAGGUCCUGGAUCUGGCCCUCAACCGAAUCGAGAGGAUCUCACCCAAGGGCUUUGUGGGCCUGACAGAGCUGCUGUUCCUCAACCUGGACAACAACAGCCUGAAGAGCAUCUCAGCUGGGGCUUUCAAGCCUCUGGCCUCCCUGGAGAUGCUGGUGCUGGAUAAUAACCUGCUGUCCACUUUGACCUCAGCCACUCUGGAGGGCCUGUCCAGCCUGCAGGAGCUCUACCUGAGGAACAACGAGCUGGAGAGGCUGCCCCAGGCCCUGUUUAGACACACACCCAAGCUCUCCCAGCUGGCCCUCAGUGGAAACCGGCUUAAGACCGUGGAUGGGAACAUUUUCACCCAGCUGUCUGGUAAGAGACUGAUCAUUUACAGCAAACUAUUCUAGGCAUUCUUUCUAAUGUAUUUGUGGACUAUAUGUGUCAUAUGUGUACUUCAUGUUUGAACAUUUGUUCAUAAAAAGUAAUAUAUAUUUCUAUUAUUAAAAAUAGUGUCAUAUUAAGCAUAAUCUGAUUGUCCUCUGCCUCCUGCCAGGCCUAAAGGAUGUGUAUCUCCAUGACAAUCCCUGGACGUGUGACUGCAACAUCAAUGGCCUGGUGCGCUGGAUGUCCCAGACAAAGGCCAACCUUUCCCCUCUGGAGUCCCUGAGGUGUGUUGCCCCGACAGAGUACCGCAACAAAUCCCUCAACAGCCUCAAAGACCAGAACCUACGCUGCCGGGCCUAGACUAGAGCCACACCAACCCUUACUCUGUGCUGCCGGGCCUAGACUAGAGCCACACCAACCCUUACUCUGUGCUGCUGGGCCUAGACUAGAGCCACACCAACCCUUACUCUGUGCUGCUGGGCUUAGACUAGAGCCACACCAACCCUUACUCUGUGCUGCCGGGCCUAGACUAGAGCCACACCAACCCUUACUCUGUGCUGCCGGGCCUAGACUAGAGCCACACCAACCCUUACUCUGUGCUGCUGGGCCUAGACUAGAGCCACACCAACCCUUACUCUGUGCUGCUGGGCCUAGACUAGAGCCACACCAACCCUUACUCUGUGCUGCCGGGCCUAGACUAGAGCCACACCAACCCUUACUC
Coregonus sp. 'balchen' is the source of this 1803-nucleotide messenger RNA. The record is from the annotation of a GenBank genome assembly. NCBI's taxonomy places the organism in Eukaryota, Metazoa, Chordata, Actinopteri, Salmoniformes, Salmonidae.